AUGACGUCCAGUCAUAAGAUUUCUUUUUCUAUUAUAGACAUAUUGGAUCCCAACAAAUUCAACAGCAAAGGGGUAAACGAACUUUCCUUCAUCAAGGAGACGUUUCCUGCACCAAAUGCAGAUGGAACAAGUUUGGAGUGGGACAGCACAGCUAAUGGAGACUUUAGAGACGAGCGCACAGAUGCAGGAGAGGAGACAGGAGAUGAAGAAUCUACACUCUUUAGACAUCCUUCAGUUGUUACUGACCCCCUUCUCAUUUCCUCUCCGGCUCGCACAGAGUCCAGUCUGUCCGGCGAGCAGGACCUCGAAGACAGGAAACCCGAAGUCACCCCGCGGGACCCCUCUCCGCAGAAGCGGCGACGCCCGGACCAGACCUGCGCCAAACCAAGGCGCGCCAGAACAGCGUUCACAUACGAACAACUAGUGGCUCUGGAAAACAAAUUCCGUGCUACUCGAUAUUUGUCAGUCUGCGAGAGACUAAAUCUAGCCCUGUCCUUAAGUUUGACCGAAACCCAGGUGAAAAUCUGGUUCCAGAACAGGAGGACCAAGUGGAAAAAACAGAAUCCCGGGGCGGAAAGCACUCUGCAGCCCGGGUCUAACUCUCUGGUCAAUGUCAGUCCAAACUCAGCAACAUGUAUCUCAAAUUCCGGCAGCUUCCACCAAACUUUCUCCAACUUCAGUUCUGGGAGUGUGAUUUUUCACACAGGCGGUGGUGUUCCGCUCUCAUCCACUGGAGGGCUCCUACAUCCCUUCAUGCCUAGUGGAUUCGUACAGCCUACAUAUUUUAAUCCACAUUUAUAAAAUAAACCAAGAUUGAUACUCUUGGAUAUUUAGACUUUGGACAAAUUUCCUUUUUUUUUUUUUUAAACAAAAACUUUUCGAACAAAUUUACUUGUGAGUGCUGAAAUUGUAAAACUCAUAAUAAUUGAUCCUUUUUCUUGACUUUUCUAUUGUCCACCUGACUACAGGGAAUUUAAACAUAUAGCAAAGCCCAAGAAAGCUUUUGACUGUCCUCUGCUUAUCAUGAAACAAUACAGGUCAAAUAAAUGACCUGUUUAUGAGAUUAUUUGCCAAACAAUAACUUUCCUCAGCUCUGUCAUAAUAAGACUGUCAUCGUUUGUGCUUCACAUCUCUUCAUUGUUUAGAUUAGAUGGCUCAUAUGUCAGUGUUUUGUCUUG
Messenger RNA from Melanotaenia boesemani (Boeseman's rainbowfish), 1178 nucleotides. RefSeq names its product NK1 transcription factor related 2-like,a (gene nkx1-2a). The record is from RefSeq and is a predicted model, not a curated record. Gene Ontology annotation, biological process: regulation of transcription by RNA polymerase II; cell differentiation. Lineage: Eukaryota; Metazoa; Chordata; Actinopteri; Atheriniformes; Melanotaeniidae. The transcript is spliced from 2 exons. Gene Ontology annotation, cellular component: nucleus. Bases 1 to 801 code for a protein of 266 amino acids. Gene Ontology annotation, molecular function: DNA-binding transcription factor activity, RNA polymerase II-specific; RNA polymerase II cis-regulatory region sequence-specific DNA binding.